This is a messenger RNA of Siniperca chuatsi (mandarin fish), 4398 nucleotides long. RefSeq names its product potassium channel, subfamily K, member 12 like (gene kcnk12l). Gene Ontology annotation, cellular component: membrane. Gene Ontology annotation, biological process: stabilization of membrane potential; potassium ion transmembrane transport. Gene Ontology annotation, molecular function: potassium ion leak channel activity. The record is from RefSeq and is a predicted model, not a curated record. The coding region runs from base 2121 to 3509 and encodes 462 amino acids. The transcript is spliced from 3 exons. NCBI's taxonomy places the organism in Eukaryota, Metazoa, Chordata, Actinopteri, Centrarchiformes, Sinipercidae.
UGUCUGGCUCUACUGUCUUGAGAUGACCUGCUCAUUAUUUUCAGGAAACACGUGGCAAUUAUAAGCUAAAAAUAUGGCUGCCCCCCUCUGGCUUGAGAUGAUUAGUAGUUCAAAUGUCACACUGUGGCAUUAUAAUGGUGCUAAAACUUAUUUCCUGCGUUUUUUUUAAUGAAUUUGUUUGCCUCACUAUUAUAAACAUUAUUCGAUAAGGUUUAAAUGCUUUAUUUAAAUGCAUCAUACAGUAGUUUGCAUAAAUAUGAUCAUUUUCACACAUUAGCUUGUGAAAUAAUUUAAUAAUUUAUGCACUGGAUUUAGGACAUUCCACCGAAAACACUAUACUUUGAGACUUCAAUGGAUGUCAAUAUCAAAUUACGAGUCCUACUACUAUACAUAAUGUUAAUAGUUGAGACCAAUAAUAGGUAGGGUGUUCCUUGUGGUCCAACAAGAAACCUCAUGAAAACCAGCUGUUGUCAUCCUCUUCUGAAGCAUGAAGGUUGAUGGCAUUGGAUGUUUCUACUGUUCUGGAUCAUUGAAAACAUCAACAUGAAGCAGACUGUAAUUUUCGCUGUCUUUAUACAUUACAACUGAUCAGUCAGAAUGAAACAAUCAGCUUGACAAAUCGCAGAUUGAAUUGAGAUGAAAGUUAGCCUUUUGGCUAAAUUGCGCAUUAACAGCACUGUUUAUUGACAUGCAUUGUAAAUUGCAUAUUAAGGUUAGUUGGGAAAAAUUUGAAAGGGAAAAGCAAAUUGUAUAACACUGUUAAUUUUGUGCCAAUGUCAUGUUUAAAUCCUGGAUUAUAUAUAUAGAUUUUUUUGUGUGCUGCCUGAAGCCUUUUACAAAGUAAUUUUAUAUUUUAUUGUUUAGUUAUUGGUUAUUAUUAAAUCCAUUAUAAAGUAAUUCUGUUAGUAAGUAAUGCAUUGAUGGGUUCAUGCAGAUAUCAGUACGUACUCAUGCAUUUACGUACUCAUUAAACUAUCAUGUAAAAAUGAUAGAUACGCAGUACUGUAGACCUGAAGAGAUCAGAAUAUUAAUCAAACUCUGAAGUUCAACACCUGAUACAGGGCUGACUGGUGAGAUGAAGGCAGAUGUGCUCUCUGUCUUCUACACCUGUCUGCUCCUGUCAUUCCGCCAUCAGACGGCAGGCAGCGGGAACCCCUGCCCUUACGUGCAGCACCAGACGAGAUUAAAGGGAUGAACAGACAGAGAAACUGAAAGUCAUGCUCAACAAAUCCUCCCACACAGUCUGCAGCAACAACAAAAAGCCCUCUGAGAGGAGCUGGAAGCUGCACAGCACAACCACAGUUGCUGCUGAGCAAACUCCACCGGAGCAGUUUUGAGUUGAGUGCCUUGCUCAAGGGUACCUCAGCGGUGUUAAAGAUACAGGGGCAAGCUCUGCUCUUAAAUUUCUCCCACUUAAAUUGAUCCUGCUGAACUGGCAAACUUCUAGUCACAUGAUGCUUCUCUAAUGUUUAGGCCACUGCUAAACAUUAGUUUCAGUAGCAGAGGAGAAUCAAGGUUGAUGCUACACUUCUGUCAGGACUUGAAACACCUUGGUCCGUGCUUGGUAGAUGUAACUGAGUGAUUAAAGGACCAAUUAUGUGAAGCAAACCUUUUGUCACGUGUAGAGUUUGAGUUGAAGUGAAGUUGAGGUGUGAUGAAGGCUUGAAAUAGAGGAACAGCGCUUUUAAAAUGAAAAGAUGACUGCACCAGUCAGGGUGUGCUCAAAGACGGAGGGGGUGGGCAGGGGAUGAUGAUGUCAGUGUGUGACAGAUGAAACAUCAGACAGCCUUUCAGUUUGCACAAAAAACUCAAGGGGCUUCCUCUUGCUGGUCAUUGUUCAGCAGAUCCAUGGAACGAGCACAGCAGACCAACAGCGGUCAGGGAACGGACGCUGAUGUCAACGAGACCAGGCUAUAUUCUCUUCAGAUGCAUCAUUUUUCACCUCAAAGCAGCCUUUAGUAACCUCCUUCAAGAGAUGUUUUUCAAACCUGUGCAAUUUUAGAGCUGCAUGUAUUGCUGUGUAUGUAAACCAAAAGUGCUUUACAUAGCCAGUGCAUGCCUGUUGGGGCGGGGGAUGCAUGUAACACAUACUGUGAGUGUGUGACUGGCGGAGGCAGUGCAUGUUGUUGCAGGGGUGUAUCUGUGCUGCUGCUGUGCUCAUGGCUCAGAGGAGGGCUGCUGGUGGCUGCUGCUGCCCCAGGGCGCCCAUGAAUGAAGACAAUGCCCGUUUCUGCCUGCUGGCUGGGCUCAUCCUGCUCUACUUAUUGUGUGGGGCGGCCAUCUUCUCAGCCCUGGAACACCCCUUUGAGCUGCACGCCCGCCACCUCUGGAAACAACAGCUGGACAACUUCACCCGGCGAUACAGAGUCAACCUGGGAGCCCUGCACACUCUGCUGCGGCAGUACGAGGAAGCAAACGGAGCUGGGAUCAGAGUGGACACAUUGAGGCCACGCUGGGACUUUUCUGGAGCUUUCUACUUUGUGGGCACAGUGGUCUCCACUAUUGGCUUUGGUAUGACCACACCAGCGACCAUAGCUGGAAAAAUAUUCUUAAUCUUCUAUGGUCUCAUUGGCUGUGCUGCCACCAUCCUCUUCUUUAACCUCUUCCUGGAGAGGAUCAUCACGAUGUUAGCUUACAUCAUGCGCUGGUGUCAUGAGCGUCGGCUGAGGUGUGCUGGAGUCAGGGUGGUGUCGAGCAGGGAGGAGUCGUCUGGCGAGGAGGACAGCCUGGAGGGCUGGAAGCCGUCAGUCUAUUACGUGAUGCUGAUCCUGGGUGUGGCAUCGGUUGUGAUUGCAUGCAGUGCCUCCACUCUGUACAGCUCCAUGGAGAACUGGAGCUACGUGGACUCCCUCUACUUCUGUUUUGUGGCCUUCAGCACCAUCGGCUUUGGGGACCUGGUGAGCAGUCAGAGGCAGCAGUAUGAGUCUCAGGAGGCCUACCGGCUUGGGAACUGCCUUUUCAUCUUAAUGGGGGUGUGUUGUAUUUAUUCACUUUUCAAUGUCAUUUCUAUUAUCAUCAAGCAAACUCUCACCUGGAUCGUGGGUAAGCUGGUUUGCUCGGGGCGGCCCUGCUCCUGCUUUACACCUAGCUGCCGGUUGCUCUGCUGCCCUUGCCUCCAGAAGAAAAAUCACAACCAGAGGCGUCUGCCUGCACACCUCAGGCAAAAGCGCUUAAAACGCAACACCGUGCAGCCCAUCUCAUCCCACUGCCCUGCAGGAAGACACUGCUACACGGAGGGCUCGGUGGAGACAGUGUGUGACAGCGAGACGGAUGCAGGUGCAGUGGCUGACGGGGUAUAUGUGGGGCGUCGUCUGUCAGGAGAGAUGAUCUCUGUCAAUGAGUUCAUGGUGUCCAAUAAGGUUUCUCUGGCACUGCUGCAGAAGCAACUGAGCGAAACAGCUCAUCAGGGCCCACGGCAGAGCUACGGCCAUCAAAAUGGAUUCUCUGGUGGUGUGGGGGCCUUGGCCAUUAUGAAUAAUCGCCUACAGGAAACCAGUGUGGAUAGGUAACACCACUAAGAUGUUAUUCUUGUGUACAUUGCUUUGGGUUCUCUAUACUGGAGCCGAAAUCCAACCUAUUUCCUUACUGAGUUAUUUGAAGAAAGUCAAUAAUUUGUCCUCUCAGUAUGACAAAACCAAAUUCUAAGAAUAGAAUAAAAUGUUCUUCUAAUUAUCAUCACACCUCUGAGCAAUUUCAGUAGAAGUCUAUGCAGAUAGUAGCAGACCUCCAGCAUGGAUUCUGGACAUCAAAUAAUUGAAUACAUUUUGUUCUGUGUAGAGAAAGAGAGCAAAAAGACGAAUACAAUUGAAAGAAUUCAACAUCACUGUGAAGAGAGGUAUUAUGUCCUGAAGUGAUUGGCUCAUACAAAAGCAAUCAGAUGAAAGAAGCAGUGAAGGACCACUUAAAGGGGACUGCUGAUUUAAGAGUGCUGCACAUGUCCCCUGAGCUCCUCAAUAAAUAUGGUUGUAUGUGAGGUGGUAUUAGUGACAUAAACACAAUGUCUACAGUCACCUCUUAGAUAACUAGCUGCAUAUAUAAAACAUAUGAAUUGUGAUUUUGUUUCUCAAACCCACUACAGGAGCUCACGAGCACUGAGAAAGAGACAUUUUAAUUUGUUGAUUGCUCACAAGUCACCCAUCUUGUUCCAUCAAUGCAUGUCAUUGAAAUUCAUAGUAAUCACGAAAGAGCGCUGAGUUCCAGGGUUUUCAAUAGAGGCCAUCUAAUCAAACGUAGCCUGUAGAGGACGUCCUUAUGUCAGUAAGUGCUGUACAGAUAGUCGCAGGAUUACAUCAACAGAGCGGAGAGUAAGAUUCAGGCUCUCGUCUAAAUGGAGGAUAUCAUUUACUAUGCAAGAAAACCCAUUUUAAUCCUUUUGCUGUCAUUCUGUAUAUAUAUGAU